GUUUGACACAGCAGUUGUCAUUUUGUGAUGGCGGCGCUUGGGGAGUUACGCUAACGCUACUGUUCUUUAUCAUACGACGCGGUGUUUUCUUAGUUUUGCUUAUAAGAUUUUGUUUAUUUGAAAUUAAUUUAUUUUAUACUAUUUUUAAUAUGUGUUAUCAAGUGGACUUUUUCAAUAAAUCGUAUUUUUCUACGAUCUUUAACUGGUGCUAUCAAUAUUGUGUUACUAAAUAAAAAAAUAUUAUACUUAUUGGAACCUUAUAAGCGUAAACAUUGAAUGUUUAAGUGAAAUAUUAGAAUUUUAGAAGGCUUAAGGAAUUUCCCGACUUUAUUCAGAAGUUUUGCAAGUAAACAGCAAAUAUGAAUGAUGUUCGGGACAAAGUGGUCGCUGGAAGCUCGACGUGGGAGAGUAAUGCAACUCAGAGUGAUUCCUCACCAGAACUGCAGUCUUCACCAAGUGGAAGUGGCGAGACUCCUCAGACUCCCGGAGCGCCAGUACCGUUGGCUCCUCACUUGGCUGCUGAAUUGCAUCCAGAUUUGCUGCAGCAGGGUUGGCGGAAGUACUGGUCCAAAAGAGAGAACCGGCCAUACUUUUGGAACAAGUUGUCCGGUGAGUCAAUGUGGGAGUUACCUGCUGUUAAGCGAGAUUUUGACCCUAUAACAGAUCCAUUGGGUAUUUGUCACACUGGGCCAUCAAAUGCGGGUAAUAUGACUCCCGGUACCAACAAACGUCGUCCAUCUGAAGAUAAUGGACCUCCACCAAAGAAGUUUGUACUGGCUGGCCCAUGGGAUAUAGAAGUACCAACUAAUGUUGUAAUAUAUGAGAGACCUCCAACUAUAUGUCCACAUCCCCAUCCAGAAAUAGAAGGAUUUAGAUUUACUUUGGCUAAUAAAUUAAGACAGUGCUAUCAAGAGCUUUGUCACACAAGGGAAGGCAUAGAUGCCCCAAAAGACUCAUUUAAUAGAUGGUUGAUGGAAAGGAAAGUAAAUGAUCAGGGUGGUUCUGAUCCACUUCUACCCAGUCAUUGUUUUCCAGAAAUAUCACAUUCGAUGUAUGAAGAAAUCAUGAAUGACAUUCCAAUAAAGCUGACACAUCCAAAGUUUACUGGUGAUGCAAGAAAACAAUUGUCUAGGUAUGCAGAAGCAGCUAAGAAAAUGAUUGAAUCUAGAAAUGCAUCACCUGAAAGUCGUAAGGUUGUAAAAUGGAACGCUGAGGAUACUUUCCAAUGGUUGCGGAGAACUGUAGGGGCAACGUAUGAUGAUUUCCAGGAUAGACUUGCACAUUUAAGGAGACAAUGCCAACCACACCUCGCUGAGACUGUGAAGGCAUCAGUGGAAGGAAUCUGUCUGAAAAUCUAUCACUUGUCUGCUGAAUAUGCCAGAAAAAUCAGGGAAAAACAUAGUGGUCUCCUCAAAGAAAAUGGAAUACAAGAACUUCAGGCACCACUACAGCAGGCGGCGCUGCGUAAAGUGUGGUGUUACCCCGUACAGUUUGCAGUGCCGGCGCCGCGACCGCCGCUAGUAGAGCAUUUCCUCGACCGCGAUCAGACUUUAUUACGAUAUCUCGGUGAAACACAAGUGCUCAAUGCUGUGUAUUUACAGAAAUUGGAGUGCUUAUACCGCUACAGCUGCUUUGACGACAAGAAGUUCGAGCAGUUCUUGUCGCGCGUGUGGUGCUUGCUGCGGCGCUACGCGGCGUGGGUGGGCGCGGGCGGCGAGGCGCAGCUCACGCAGAUGUCGCUGCCCGUGCCCGUGCUCGAGUGCCUGCACCGGUGCUUCGGCGUCACCUUCGAGUGCUUCGCGAGUCCACUCGACUGCUAUUUCAGACAAUAUUGCUCAGCAUUCGCUGAUACUGACUCGUAUUUCGGAUCUCGAGGGCCAUUCCUAGAGCUACGCCCCGUAUCGGGGUCUAUGGUGGCGCACCCGCCGUACUGCGAGGAGCUGCUGGAGGCGGCGCUGCGCCACAUGGAGCGGCUGCUGCAGGACUCGGCCGAGCCGCUCAGCUUCGUCGUCAUCCUGCCCGAGUGGCCCGACCGCCAGACCCACGCGCUGCACAAACUACAAGCCAGCCAUUUUAAGAGAAAACAGGUUGUAAUUCCAGCAUUUGAGCACGAGUACCGCCACGGAUUUCAACAUGUUCUUACUAAGAACGAGGUGUACUUCAGAUGGGGCGGCGGCACGGUGGUGGUGUGGCUGCAGAACGCGGCGGGCUUCGCGCGCUGGGGGCCCACGGAGGAGCGCGUGGAGGCGCUGCUGGACGCCUGGCGCCCGCGCGCCAAGACGCGCGAGCCCGCGCCCGCCGCGCCGCCCGACGCGCCCGCGCCGCCAGACAAGCGCUAGCCACGCUGUAAAUAUACACUGUACAUACAUUUACUUAGCGUAAUGGAUGGUACCGAUGGUAUCUUUUUUAUUUUUAAAUCUCGCUUCUCUGUUGUAUAGUUCGAUAAAAGUUUAUUAUGUUUUGAUUGUUUAUUAUAUUUUCUGAAAAAAAAAAAG
Molecule: messenger RNA, 2495 nt
Organism: Helicoverpa zea (corn earworm)
Lineage: Eukaryota; Metazoa; Arthropoda; Insecta; Lepidoptera; Noctuidae
Gene: Pcif1
Product: mRNA (2'-O-methyladenosine-N(6)-)-methyltransferase
Exons: 7
Coding region: 360-2339 (659 amino acids)
Cellular component (GO): nucleus
Molecular function (GO): mRNA (2'-O-methyladenosine-N6-)-methyltransferase activity; RNA polymerase II C-terminal domain binding
Source: RefSeq, a predicted model, not a curated record